This is a messenger RNA of Aphanomyces invadans, 1634 nucleotides long. RefSeq lists its product as hypothetical. The coding region runs from base 1 to 1578 and encodes 525 amino acids. NCBI's taxonomy places the organism in Eukaryota, Oomycota, Saprolegniomycetes, Saprolegniales, Verrucalvaceae. The record is from RefSeq and is a predicted model, not a curated record. The transcript has a single exon. Gene Ontology annotation, molecular function: glycosyltransferase activity.
AUGACGGGAAAGCCGCCGCAGCACCGCACAACUCUUGCGAUGGCGCUCGUCCGACAACUGCGGCUGACACAUGUCAUGUGGAGCUUUGGGGCCUACCUGAUCGUGUGGAUCGCAAUAAGCAUAUCGAUCUUACAUGUGCUGGACGUUGAUUACCAGUCCACUUUCACCUCCAUGGUUGAGCGGCAACCGCACGGCGUUCCCACCUCUCGCCACCAUCGAAAGCCAACGCAAUCCGUCGAUGACGAUUACUUUGUAUCCUACAACUUUACCCAAUGCUACCGUCAAGUGGAUUAUGGACUUCUCGACUCUAUCGUCCCCACCACCGUGUGCAAGUCAUCAUCCACGGAGUCAACGACCAUCACCCACUUGGACAGUGUCGGAUGGAACGACGGGUCGCUGUGGACGGCUUUCGCAUUGGACUUUUCACAAGCGCAAGCUGUGAGCCCAAUUCGCAACGCGAGCGAGGACGGCGGUCACCACGAUCCUCGCUACCGCUUGACAUCGUCACGGAUCCGGUGUCAGUGUGCCUUUGACGCGUCGACUGAAGCGAUCUCAAUCCUCGUGAGCCAAUUCUUUCCAUCCAACGACACUACGUGGCAAUGCAAUAGUCCGCCCGUUUUCCCAGACGCAUCAGCGGUAGUGGUAAAACCCACGGCACUCCUCCUUGCUCGAAAGGACGACCAUAACCCGUUCUUUCAAAUAGCGUCGGCCCUGAAUGCGUGGACAUUGCUCAAAUUGCUCCAACUAGAAAUGACGUCGACCCAACUCUUCAUCUUGGACGAUGGAGAACCCAUGGCAACGGACGUUCUCAUGCAGAAGCUCUUGGCGCCGCGACACUCCAUAACGUAUGGUCGUUCGAUUGUUGGCAAAACUCUCCACUUUGACCAAGCAGUUUUCCUGCCGUUUGAAUUCGCGGGGCCACUCGUGGAGCACUUGGACGACGAGCAACUAUGUCACGACAGCCGCUUGAUCUCUGACUUUCGCGCGGAUGUCUUCCGAGCCUUUGAUCUUCCACUGGUGGCGCACUCGUCUACAGUCAACACGACUGUCUCCACGACUUGCAUCAUCACGAUUGUGUCGCGGAGAGAGUACAGCGGGCGACGCGUGGCCCGAAUGUGGCUCAACGAAGAAGAAAUCACCUCAAAGAUGCAGACCAAUUACCCUAUGUGCACGGUGCAGUCAAUUGACUUCGCCACGAAGUCGAUGGCGGAGCAAAUUCAGCUGAUCAGCACCAGUCGCGUCGUCGUGGGAAUGCACGGUGCGGGCAUGGCAAACGUCAUCUUUGCGUCCCCCAACACGUUUGUGGUCGAGAUCUUCCCUCUGACUACGUUUCGAUAUGGAUACCGCAACUUGUGCCAAUACCUCGGCCUGCACUACGUUGAGUACCGCGACGGAGCAGACACGCCAUGGCCCGAGUCUCACAAAGUUGUUGAGGACGUGAGCUGGUUCCGAACCUUCGACUUGAUCAUGAACGUCGUCCUGAACGAAGCCGAGCGCGUCAAGUAUGAUGCGCGGCAGACCAUCCAGCGCCGCAUUCACCGAUCGCACCUCCUUGCCCAAGAAUUCGACCGAGUUUGAAACGUUGUUCAGUAAUUAUGCGACUUUAUUGGUUACAAUUCAUCAAUUUGGACCAA